AUGGCCGACGCAGGCGCUGGGCCUUCGGCUCUACCGUCUGGCUGGACGGAGCACAUCAGCCCCGCUGGCCGAGCGUACUACCACCACACCACGUCGGGCGUGAGCACCUACACGCGCCCCACUUCUCCGCACCAGCCCAAGCGCAAGCGCGAAAAGCCGACGAGCAAAACGCGCAUUCCCGGCACCGACGGCUGGUUCAAGGUGACCACGAACCGCGACAAUGUCUUCUUCUGGCACGAGGCGAGCAAGGAGAGCGAGUGGAUCGCGCCCGACCACAUUGCGGAGCACGUGCAGCAGCUGGAGGAUAGCCUGAGGCAGCAAGCCGAGCAACAGCGCAGAGUGGCAAAGCAGCAGGAGCAGGACGAAAAGGAGAGGAUGAGGAGGGAGAGGAGGGAGAAGAAGAGAAAGGCCGAGCAGGGCGUGCCCAUCACCGAGUUUGCGGCAGAUGCAAAGCGUGCGCGCCCCGACGAACAGGAUGAUAGCGAGCACAGCGAGAUCGAUGAUUCGGACGAGGAUGAGGACGAGGCUCAAGAUGCGGAUCGUGUCCCUAACACGGGGUCUGUGACGGUGCAGGCUGACGAGCAGGAAGAGGAGCAGGAUGAAGAGGAAUGGCAGCGUCAGAUUGCCGAGCAGAUGGCGGCAGAGGCUGCAGCCUCAGCACACGAGUCGGAUGCCUCCUCCUCGCCCACUCCGCCUUCAGCGCCGGAAGCAACAUUGUCGACGGAAGAGCAAAAAACUUUGUUCCUGGUGCUGCUCACGUCGCUCAACGGCACACCGCACGAGAUCAACCCCAUGGCGCCGUGGGAUCUGGAGCUGCCGAAAUUCUCGCACCACGCCUCCUACCUUGCGCUGCCCACGCGCGAGCGCGAGGACGCCUUCAACGAGUGGUGCAAGCUGCGUCUGCGCGAAAAGCGUGCUGCCAAAUCCGCCCAGCCGUCGGUGGAGGCAGAUGGGGGCAGCCGUGCCGAGGCCGAGUUUCGUGCGCUGCUGAGGGCCGAAGUGCGUUCUACGCGGACCAAGUUUGCCGACUUUCGCGAGGCGUUUGUGCGCGAUCGAAGGUUUGCGGCGUUCGGACGGAGCGAUGGCGAGCGCGAGCGCGUCUUCAAGGCGUACCUCGUCGAGCUGGGCGAGGAGAAGCGGCGAGCGGCGUUGCAAGCCGAGACGGCAUUCACAACAUUGCUGGGGGAAAAGCUGCCCGGGAAUUUGCGCGGCAAGGUAGCUGAAGCCAAGACAGCGGGAGGGCAGGAGAAGGAGGCGGUGAUGGCGGUGUGGAUGCAGGCCAAGCGCACGCCCGGGUUGGUGGAGGAUAAGAGGUACGAUGCGGUGGGCAGCUCCACGCGCCGCUUCGAGCUGUUUGCCCAGUGGGCGAAAGGUGAACGUCGACCCCAAGCCCCGUCGCAAGCGAAGGAAGAGAGGGGAAAGGAGAGGAUGAAGGAUGGGAAGGAGGAGGCGAGGGUGAGGGCGAUGCGGGAACGAGAGGAAAAGGUUCGUCGCGAGCGUCAGAGGAUCGAACGCACCAACCGGGCAGCACUGGCCUCGACGGAGCGGUCGGAAUCGCGACGCCAAUUCAGCCAGCUUUUGGUGGAUGCUGUCCACUCGCCGCACGUCAGUUGGCGGUCGGCAGCUGCUCGGCUGGAAGCAGAUGCGCGAUUCGCUCCACUGCCCGAGGGAGAGAAAGAGGAGCUGUUCGAGCAACAUGUGCGGCGACUCUUGCACUCGGAGCGCGAAAAGCUGGCGGCGGUGUUUGAGCGGUAUGCGCGUGCGCUCGAUACGCACGCCGACGAUGUACUCGCCCAAACGCUGCACGACGACGCGCUGUCCCACCCGCCACUAAGCGUCUACCGCCACGACACCGACAAGCUCGAUGCGGCGUACCAAGAGUGGAACGCGGAAAGGCAGGCGAAGGCGAAAAGGGCGUUUGAAGAGAUGCUCUGCGAGAGUGCGUUUGUCGAAUUCUGGGGCCGCAUGAAAAAGACCACCGCCGAAACUCGGCGCGAAAAGAAGGAAGGGGAAAAGGAGGAGGAAGAGGAGGAGGAGGUGAUGCUGGCGGAUAUGGCGCGCACGGUGGAUUUGGACCAGAUUCAGGCGGUGCUGGGUAGAGAUGCGCGCUUUCGGGCGUUCAGACAUGUGCCUGAGCAGCGCGAGGCGUGGAUCCGACAACAUCUGCACGGCCUAGCCGCACCGAGCAAGAGCGUUCAUCGCUAG
Moesziomyces antarcticus is the source of this 2205-nucleotide messenger RNA. RefSeq names its product peptide-binding protein. The coding region runs from base 1 to 2205 and encodes 734 amino acids. Gene Ontology annotation, cellular component: nucleus. Lineage: Eukaryota; Fungi; Basidiomycota; Ustilaginomycetes; Ustilaginales; Ustilaginaceae. Gene Ontology annotation, molecular function: transcription coregulator activity; RNA polymerase binding. The record is from RefSeq and is a predicted model, not a curated record. The transcript has a single exon.